AUGGAGGCGACGCGACCUUCAACUGAAGACCACGACAUCGGCUCCAAUCUCACCAUCUACAUCUCCCUCGGAGACCCUUGCCCCCCUCAAUCCCUCUAUGAACUCCUCAUCCUAGCCAAGGAGCAAGUCCGCGACCGCGCCGUCCUCUUCGGUCCCACGACUCGCGUCCCCCAUCGCAAAGCGAACCCAGAGCUCACGCAAACAACCCACGCAGGGCUCGAAUACUUCAUCGAACCGGGCCGGGUUUUGAACCCCCGGCAUCCGGGCCUCGAGUGGGGAGAGUUCGAAGUAUUGACCUCCUGGCUGUACGAGUACCUCUGGAUACUGUUGAAUCAUCGGUAUUGUAACUAUGUGCUGUAUAGGAAGAACGUGACGACGGGCAUGGAGCUGAAUCUGGCUUUCGGGGAGAUAAAGCCGCUUGAGACCACGGUGGCGGUCGACACCACUUCGCGCGGCACUGCGAGGCUGCCUGCAGAGUCGUUGUCGCAGGGUAGCGUUAAUACUACCUGA
Letharia columbiana is the source of this 510-nucleotide messenger RNA. RefSeq lists its product as uncharacterized. Bases 1 to 510 code for a protein of 169 amino acids. The transcript is spliced from 2 exons. The record is from RefSeq and is a predicted model, not a curated record. Lineage: Eukaryota; Fungi; Ascomycota; Lecanoromycetes; Lecanorales; Parmeliaceae.